Mytilus trossulus (common blue mussel) is the source of this 912-nucleotide messenger RNA. RefSeq lists its product as uncharacterized. The record is from RefSeq and is a predicted model, not a curated record. NCBI's taxonomy places the organism in Eukaryota, Metazoa, Mollusca, Bivalvia, Mytilida, Mytilidae. Bases 1 to 654 code for a protein of 217 amino acids. The transcript is spliced from 5 exons.
AUGAAAGGAAGAAUUUUACUCACAUACCUGAUUAUUUUCAUACAUAAACUUAAUGGUAACGAUUUUGAUGAUAGUAGUAGCUCUGAAAGUGAAGAAGAUGAAUUAUCGAUUAUACAUGGUAAUGAAAAACUGACCGGAAAUUCCAACCUAUUUACCACCACUGUACAUGACGAUGAUAAAUUACAAGUAGAUGAAUUGACAACCAAUACCGGUGACCAUCAGACCAUUUAUUAUAUCAAAGAUUUGAAAUUAAAAGUAGUAGUGAUGAAGCAACCACACGAUGUUUGUCUGAUGUAUAAAUACACAAAUACCAAAAUGGUCAAGACAACAGGACAACUACAGAGAUGUUUAUACAGAGUUACUCAACAAGAUCAGUAUAGUAGCAUGCAGAUGGUCAAACAAAUAUGUGGGGAUAGAUAUAUUCAGUUCCUAGAGCUAUUGAUGUGCACACAUAUUUCCCAAGAAGGUGUGAAGUUACCCAGGAAUUCGAAUAAUGUUGGAAAAGGGAACAGAAAGAGAAGAGCCGUCUGUUUACCAGUGUGGGAGUCUUACAGAAUAGAAACCACGUGUCUCUCAACUACUUUUUACACCAUUUUACAGACAACAUGUGUCACAAAUACUGAAUAUUUCCAUAGGUCAUAUUGUCUCAUAUGAAACUAUAUCUAAAGUUUGGGAUUAUUUUUGCUUGGUAUUUUAUUUCGAAUCCGAUUUUGAUUUAGUAAUAUCGAGAUAAUCAAUCAAAAUACGUUGAUCUUUUUGAUUGGUAACUCUGAAUAUCAUUAGCGUUCCAAGAAGUGCGCAUAAAGUGACAGACUGUUUUUGUUCCGUAACUUUGUGAAUAAUAUAAUAUCAUAGCUCACAUGUCCAGUGGCAAAUAUUUCAUGAAGCAUCAUGUUGACAAUAAUCUAAACA